Molecule: messenger RNA, 3000 nt
Organism: Telopea speciosissima
Lineage: Eukaryota; Viridiplantae; Streptophyta; Magnoliopsida; Proteales; Proteaceae
Product: protein argonaute 4A-like
Exons: 23
Coding region: 101-2863 (920 amino acids)
Biological process (GO): regulatory ncRNA-mediated post-transcriptional gene silencing
Cellular component (GO): cytoplasm
Molecular function (GO): RNA binding; protein binding
Source: RefSeq, a predicted model, not a curated record
UUGCGACUAGAGAGAAGAAGACGAGAGACCAGAGGAGUUGAAGAGGGGUUUUAGGGUUUCGUUCGUCGCUUCCUAGUCUACAGGUAGAAGGAUUUGAGAUAUGGACUCAUCUGAUCCUGAAGGAACAGGGGCCCCAGAGGCCCUGCCUCCCCCUCCACCAAUUCCACCGAAUAUAGUUCCACAAAAAGUGGACACAGAAGUCAAACCUGAGCCGGUAACAAAGGCUUCAAAACCAAAGCGAGUCCCAAUGGCCAGGACUGGUAUUGGGCGAAAGGGGCAAUCAAUACAAUUGUUAACUAAUCAUUUCAAAGUUAAUGUUAACAACGUUAAUGGAUACUUUUUCCACUACAGUGUUUCAGUGUUAUAUGAAGAUGGUCGUCCUGCAGAAGGAAAGGGUACUGGAAGAAGAGUGCUAGACAGAGUUCAUGAGACUUAUGAUACUGAGUUAGCUGGUAAAGAAUUUGCUUAUGAUGGGGAAAAGAGCUUGUUUACAGUAGGGGCUCUUCCUGCCAACAAGCUUGAAUUCACUGUUGUGCUUGAGGAUAUUUCAUCUAGUAGAGCUUCGGGUAAUGGUAAUGGAAGUCCUAAUGGUAAUGGAAGCCCGAAUGAGACUGAUCGGAAAAGAUUAAGGCGGCCAUACCAGUCUAAGACAUUUAAAGUGGAGAUUAGUUUUGCUGCAAAAAUCCCAAUGCAGUCCAUUGCUAAUGCUCUACGUGGUCAGGAGUCAGAGAACUCACAAGAAGCAUUGAGGGUUCUAGAUAUCAUCCUGAGGCAGCAUGCAGCGAAACAGGGCUGCCUUCUUGUACGCCAAUCUUUCUUCCACAAUGAUCCAAAGAACUUUACUGACUUGGGAGGUGGUGUACUGGGUUGCAGAGGGUUUCAUUCCAGUUUUCGAGCCACUCAAGGGGGUUUAUCUCUUAACAUUGAUGUAUCUACCACAAUGAUAAUACAACCGGGACCAGUGAUGGAUUUUCUAAUUGCUAACCAAAAAGUUAGGAACCCUGGGGAGGUUGACUGGGCAAAGGCAAAGCGAACCCUAAAAAAUCUAAGGGUAAAGAUUAGUCCCUCUAAUACAGAAUAUAAAAUCACUGGAUUAAGUGAGUUGCCCUGUGAUGAGCAGCUGUUUUCUCUCAAACAGAAGAAUGGAAGGGAUGGGGAUGGAUCUCCUCAGACCAUUGAACUAACAGUGUAUGAGUAUUUUAAGGAGUAUCGUCAUAUAGAGUUGCGCUACUCUUCGAAAUUGCCAUGUAUAAAUGUUGGGAAACCAAAGAGGCCCACCUAUUUCCCCAUAGAGCUUUGUUCGUUGGUUUCUUUGCAACGCUAUACGAAAGCACUAUCAACAUUUCAAAGGUCUUCACUGGUGGAGAAAUCGAGGCAAAAGCCCCAAGAGAGAAUGAGAGUUCUGACUGAUGCCCUUAAAAGUAACAAUUAUGAUUCUGACUCGAUGCUACGGGCCUGUGGUAUUUCAAUCAAUACUAAUUUUACUCAAGUUGAAGGCCGUGUUCUUCCAGCUCCAAGGUUAAAAGUGGGGAGCGGAGAGGACUUCCAGCCUCGAAAUGGGCGGUGGAACUUUAACAAUAAGAAACUAGUGGAACCUUCGACAAUUCAACGAUGGGCUGUUGUGAACUUCUCAGCCCGUUGUGAUGUCCGUGGUCUUGUUCGAGAUAUGAUCAAAUGUGGGGACCAGAAAGGAAUUCGCAUUGAACCUCCUUUUGAUGUAUUUGAAGAGAGUCCUCAGUCAAGACGGGGUCCUCCUACUGCUAGGGUUGAGGAGAUGUUUGAUCAAAUAAAGUCGAAGCUUCCUGGGUUACCCCAGUUUCUUCUCUGUCUUCUUCCAGAAAGGAAGAACUCUGAUGUCUAUGGUCCUUGGAAGAGGAAAAAUCUUGCUGAAUUUGGAAUUGUAACUCAGUGCAUUGCACCUACAAGAGUCAAUGAUCAGUACCUUACCAAUGUCCUCUUGAAGAUCAAUGCAAAACUUGGUGGUAUGAAUUCCCUGCUAUCAGUUGAAAGGUCGCCAUCUAUGCCUAUGGUCUCUAAGUGUCCUACCAUCAUCCUUGGCAUGGACGUGUCACAUGGCUCUCCUGGCCAGUCUGAUGUGCCGUCUAUUGCUGCGGUUGUCAGUUCGAGGCAAUGGCCAUUGAUUUCUCGCUACAGGGCAUCGGUGCGUACACAGUCACCAAAGGUUGAAAUGAUCGAUAAUCUAUUUAAGCGGGUAUCGGACAAAGAAGAUCAAGGCAUAAUUCGGGAACUCUUGCUGGACUUCUAUAGUAGUUCUCAAAAAAGAAAGCCUGAUCAGAUUAUUAUUUUCAGGGAUGGGGUCAGUGAAUCACAGUUCAACCAAGUACUGAAUAUUGAAUUGGAUCAGAUAAUUGAGGCAUGCAAGUUCCUUGAUGAGUCAUGGUGUCCUAAAUUUCUGGUGAUUGUUGCACAAAAGAACCAUCAUACAAAAUUCUUCCAGCCGGGAUCUCCUGAUAAUGUUCCUCCUGGCACUGUCAUUGACAACAAAGUUGGUCAUCCACGCAAUAAUGAUUUUUACAUGUGUUCGCAUGCUGGGAUGAUUGGGACAACUCGGCCAACACAUUACCAUGUUCUGUAUGAUGAAAUUGGCUAUUCACCUGAUGAUAUGCAGGAACUUGUACAUUCUCUUUCUUAUGUGUAUCAGCGGAGCACAACUGCUGUUUCUGUAGUUGCUCCAAUAUGCUAUGCUCACCUUGCAGCCACUCAGGUGUCCCAGUUUAUUAAAUUUGAUGACAUGUCUGAGACAUCCUCAGGCCAUGGUGGGGUAACAUCUGCUACAGGUGUGCCGGUGCCUGAAUUGCCUAGACUCCAUGAGAAUGUAUCCAGUUCCAUGUUCUUCUGCUAAAGUGGGAACCAUAAAUGCUCCCUAGUUUGCUGUUUUAUCAGUGGUUUAGAAAAGAAAUGGUAUAUAUAGUUGGCCUUUCAGUCUUCUGGUGUUUUCAUGGCUAAGGUAGAGCUGACAAUCAGACUUGAUCUUUGUUU